This is a messenger RNA of Anastrepha obliqua, 2912 nucleotides long. Its product is annotated as ATP-binding cassette sub-family F member 1. NCBI's taxonomy places the organism in Eukaryota, Metazoa, Arthropoda, Insecta, Diptera, Tephritidae. The transcript has 2 exons. Bases 104 to 2785 code for a protein of 893 amino acids. Gene Ontology annotation, molecular function: ATP hydrolysis activity; ATP binding. The record is from RefSeq and is a predicted model, not a curated record.
AGUGCAUCAAUCGUUCGUCUGUGUUUUCCUAAAUUCCAAAUUAAGUAGUUUAUGAAAAUAUAUUUUUAUAAAAAGCAUUAAAAAUUAAAAAAGUCACAUCAGCAUGUCGAAAGCUAAAGGCAAGAAGAAAAAUAAUAAAUUCGAAGACGAUGAUGAGUUAGAAGAUGUAAAGUCAGUACCGAACAAAAAGGCAGGUAAAAAAGGAAAAAAGGGUAAACGUGGCGGAGACUCAAGUGAUGACGAUUCAUUACCAAGCAAUAAAGUGACCAAUAAUGAUGCUGAUGACCUAGAGAGCAUUAAGUCGGGAAAUAAAGCACCACAAUCAAAAGGAAAAAAGGGAAAGAAAGGUAAACGGAAAGACGACUGGAGCGAUGAUGAUGCGGAACCAGAACCUAUCCUACAACUUGGUAAUAAUAAAGAGUCAAAACUACCCGAAAGCGAUGAAGAACAGGCGGAUAUACUUCAACCAGCGGCCAUCGCGAAAAAGCAGGGAAAGAAGAGUAAGAAGAACAAAAAGAAGGAUGACUUCAGCGAUGAAGACAGUAGCAUUCAAAAGACGGAAUUGUCUGAGUUUGAUGACGAUGACGAUGAGGAUGUCGUCAAUGAAGAUCUGUCUGUUACUAUUCCGAAACCAGCUUCAAAGAAAUCCGCUAAGAAGCAACAAAAAAAGGCAAAUAAAUUUACCAUCAGUGAUGAUGAUGAAGGCGAAGACGAGGAAAUAGAGUUGGCGGAAGAGCAAACUGAAAGUGAAGAAGCAGUGCAGCCGGAACAAAAAACGAGUCUAGCUAACAAAGAGAAGGAGGGAGAGGAAUUCGAAAUCACACAAAAAGUUACAAAACAAAUCGAGGAAUUAAAAAUUGAGAUCGAUGGGCCUGUAAAAGAGGAGCAGAUAUCACAGGAGGAAAAUAAUACGGAGAUUGAUCAAGAAAAUAAUAUAGAAUCUGCACUUCCGGAGAAAAAGCUAACGCACAAGGAAAAGAAGAAGCAGAAAAAACAACAGGAAUAUGAAAGGCAAAUGGAACUUAUGACAAAAAAGGGUGGCUCGGGUCAUUCCGACUUGGAUAGUAAUUUUACAAUGUCCCAAGUACAGCGGACUGCGGGUCAGCAAGCACAAUUAGAACACGCUGUUGACAUCAAAAUAGAAAAUUUUACAAUUUCAGCCAAAGGUAAUGAUUUAUUUGUGAAUGCCAAUCUUUUGAUUGCACACGGACGCCGUUAUGGUUUGGUAGGUCCAAAUGGACAUGGAAAAACCACUCUGUUGCGCCAUAUAGCCACACGUGCCUUCGCGAUUCCGCCCAAUAUUGACGUUUUACUAUGUGAACAAGAAGUUAUUGCCACUGACAAAACAGCCAUUGAAACAAUUCUGGAAGCAGAUGAAAAACGAAAUAAACUUUUGACAAAGUGUAAAGAGUUGGAGGAAAAAUUUGCUACAGGAGACAUGAGCGUUCAAGAAGAAUUAAAUGACACAUUUGCCGAACUAAAGGCGAUUGGCGCAUAUUCAGCGGAAGCGCGUGCUCGCCGUAUUCUGGCCGGUUUAGGUUUCAGUGAAGAAAUGCAAAAUCGACCGACAAACAAGUUUUCAGGUGGCUGGCGUAUGCGUGUUUCGCUAGCGCGUGCUCUUUAUUUGGAACCAACUUUACUUAUGCUUGAUGAACCUACUAAUCAUUUGGAUUUGAAUGCAGUAAUUUGGUUAGACAACUAUUUGCAGGGUUGGAAAAAAACUCUGUUGAUAGUUUCCCACGACCAGAGCUUCUUAGACAAUGUCUGCAAUGAAAUUAUACAUCUUGAUCAAAAGAAACUUCAUUACUAUAAGGGUAAUUACUCCAUGUUUAAGAAGAUGUAUGUUCAAAAACGCAGGGAAAUGAUUAAGGAAUAUGAAAAGCAGGAGAAACGCUUGAAGGAAUUGAAAGCUCAUGGUCAGUCGAAAAAAGCAGCUGAGAAGAAACAGAAAGAGGUCCUCACUCGUAAGCAAGAAAAAAAUAAGUCUAAGCAACAGAAGCAGGAUGAUGAUGAUGGCCCUCAAGAAUUAUUGGCUCGUCCAAAAGAGUAUAUUGUGAAAUUCCGCUUUCCAGAGCCUUCACAGCUACAACCUCCUAUUUUGGGAAUUCAUAAUGUUAUCUUUGCAUACGAAGGGCAAAAACCCCUUUUUGUUAAUACUGAUUUUGGUAUUGAUCUAACUAGUCGGGUAGCCAUCGUGGGCCCAAAUGGUGUUGGUAAAUCUACCUUCCUGAAACUAUUGCUAGGCGAAUUGGAGCCACAAAAAGGAGAGCAACGGAAAAAUCAUCGCCUUCGAGUUGGUCGUUUUGAUCAACACUCUGGUGAACACUUGACCGCUGAGGAAUCUGCCGCGGAAUAUUUGCAACGUCUUUUCAAUCUGCCACAUGAGAAGGCACGUAAAGCGCUUGGUUCAUUUGGUUUAGUGAGUCAUGCGCACACUAUAAAAAUGAAGGACCUUUCUGGUGGUCAAAAAGCCCGUGUGGCACUUGCUGAACUUUGUCUGAGUGCACCUGAUGUGUUGAUUCUUGAUGAACCUACUAAUAAUCUAGACAUUGAAUCUAUUGACGCUUUGGCAGAAGCUAUUAACGAAUAUGAGGGCGGUGUAAUCAUUGUAUCUCACGAUGAGCGAUUAAUCCGUGAGACCGGCUGUACAUUAUACGUGAUUGAAGACCAGACCAUCAAUGAAAUCGAUGGAGAAUUCGACGACUACCGUAAGGAGGUGCUGGACGCGCUUGGGGAAGUAGUCAAUAACCCAAGUGUUGUGGCCAAUGCAGCUGUGUUACAAUAAUAUACUACCUAAGUGGUUUUAGAUAUUUGAAAUUGUUUUGUAUUCAUGCUUUCAACAGUUUGAUAUAGAAGUUGCUUAAAUAAAUAAACUGUUAAAGUUAAGAAGAGAAGAGGGGGAAGAAAUCUAU